GGAGAGCAAGAGAGAGAGAGAAAUAAGAGUGGCAACAACAGUCACAUCUGGAAGUUAUUGAAAAGUAGAGAGAGCAAGGGAGAGAAAGAAAGAUAACUUUAUUGUAAUAGAAAAGAUAGAAGAGUCAGAGGUAGAAAGGAUGAACAAACUCUAAAUGUAGGGAUAGACUUAUUAAAUGUAUCAAUUGAGUUAAAGAUUUACGGGAGGACAGAGUUUAUUUAAAAGUUGACAGAGAGAAAGGAACAGAGGAAAAGAAAGAUAAAAAAAAGAAAGAAAGAAACUGGAAUUCUAUCCUAAGAACAAUCCAUACAAAGAGGGGAGGAUGACAAAGAGGGAAAACUCAAAUGUAGCUUUCUAAUCUGGAGGACCGUUCAAAGCAUAUGUUAUUGAAAUUAAAUCAACUCAACAAAGGAGAAGAGUCAAGAGAACAAAAGAGGAGUCCCAUAGUCUGGAAUUCUUCUACUCAUUUGUCUGUCUAUCAAGCCUGUGAGCCAACCGUCAGACAGGAUGUCAGCCUCUCGGAGGUGCCUGUGCUGCGUGAAAUACCUCAUGUUCGUCUUCAACCUCAUCUUCUGGCUGGGAGGAUGUGGCCUGUUUGGAGUGGGAGUGUGGCUAUCAUUCACCCAGUCCGAGUUCUCCUCCCUCCCGCUGUCUUUUCCCUCACUCUCUGCAGCAAACCUACUUCUGGUUGCUGGGGGCGUCACCAUGGUGACAGGCUUCCUGGGUUGCCUUGGCGCCCUGAAGGAGCAGCGCUGCCUGCUGAUGACGUUCUUUGUAAUCCUUUUGCUCCUGGUCUUGACAGAGGUGACUCUAACCCUGGUCCUCCAUAUCUUUCACAACGAGCUGGACACAAAAGCGCAGGAUGAGUUAAAGGAGGGGAUGAAGGAUUACUUGACAGACGAAGGACUGAAGUCGUCAUGGGACAAUGUGCAGAAAAUGUUCAAGUGCUGCGGCGUGACCAACAAAACAGAUUGGUACCUCGUGAUCAACGGAACGCUCCCCUUUUCCUGCUGCUCCGGUGGGAUGGACCAAUGUGUUGAAGGAUGGAUCGAGCCGUGUUAUCAGAAGGCCAGACAGUGGCUCCUGGACAACAUUCUCUCUGUCCUGGUGUUUGGAGUCUGCAUUGGCAUUGUCCAGAUCCUGGCCCUGAUUUUCUCCCUGCUGAUGUACUGCCAGAUCCUCCGUGCUGAGAAGUACCUGGACUGAUCUGGGACUGGUCCUUCACAGACAGGAGAGGCUGAAUGAGAGACUCCCUAGCUGGCACAGAAAGUUAAAUGUAACGUUCCCUUAAGGUUGUCCUUUGGUUAUUUGACAAAUUACUUCCCCACAACGUUGUGGGAACAAAAAAAGUGUUAGCUGGGUCCUGGAUGUGAUAUACCAGCUGCUGGGGAUGGUUUUUCAGAACAUUAAAUCCAGAUCAAAAUCAUCCUUUUGUGUGUUCAAUUCUGUUAAGUUUGAAUAAAAUAUAUUUGAAUGAGAACACAUCACACUUUUGAAGGGUUAUUUUAAUCUGGAUUGAUGGUUCUUAUAACAGUGCACUAAAAACCAUGGGGCACAUUCCAGGUCAUCUUCAUUGCAGUCAUGUUGCUCAGAUGGUCAUAUCUCACAACGCCUGGAGAAGUGGAAUUAAAUUGGCUUUGAGAGAUCUGAUCAUCUGAACAACACGACUGCAAUUCUAGCCAUUUACUUAUCCAGUAUAAGGAAGGACAUUAUUUGUAACUAUUGGAGACUACAUGCUACUACUUGUCACUUUCACUAUUAGGUGAUACAAAUGAUAUUGUUUAGUAGUGAAAAUGUAAAGCGCUUGCUCUGAUGCCCAUGGACAAGCAGUGAGAUUUGCCCCUAAGAAACAUUUACAGUAUUCUAUUCUGCAGCAUCUUUUAACCAGAAGUCUAAACUAUAUGUUUAAAAGUGAGCCUUACCAAAGCAAAUAAAAUGUAAAUCCAUUGUCA
Coregonus clupeaformis (lake whitefish) is the source of this 1952-nucleotide messenger RNA. RefSeq names its product tetraspanin-4-like. NCBI's taxonomy places the organism in Eukaryota, Metazoa, Chordata, Actinopteri, Salmoniformes, Salmonidae. The record is from RefSeq and is a predicted model, not a curated record. The coding region runs from base 508 to 1206 and encodes 232 amino acids. Gene Ontology annotation, cellular component: membrane. The transcript is spliced from 8 exons.